GAUUCCUAGAGCGGAGCGGGCAAGCGCGGGUUCGCCGCGCGUGAGGCUUGACAGAGCCCUGGAGAACACGUCGAGGUAUGGAUGAUGUUGGCUCUCGGAAGGCCGAGGAACUUAGGUGACCUCGCCUCUCUAGCGGCCUCGCGACGCUGCCAGGGAGUCGUGUGCGGUUUCUCGAGACCAUGGAGAGUCAAAGCCUCCGGGGUCGCCCGUGGGCGCGGCCCCUGGCAAUGGCGAGCUAGGCGGCUAUUGGCCUAGUGUGUCGUCGGUACCCGGUCGAUCCUGGCUGGGCCUUGGGUUCAACUGAAUGAGCACCGGAAACUGGGAACGGGUGGAAUCAGGAGCGUGGACGCAUCCACGCCAAUCAGCCGACGGUGCAGGGAAAGAGCAACCUAAAUGUAGGAUGUUUUUGGUGGUCUAGUGUCAGAAGUUAUAUCUCCAGUCACAGCAAUGAUUCCCUUCCAAGCCCAGUGGUGCCCGAUUACCUCCAGGUCUCAGACCCCUACCUGGACAACAAAAGCUUACUGAGGAAAUGGUAAUUCUCCAGUUGCUCCCUGAGGUGUCAAGCAUCCAGUUGCAGCCCAUGGAGAUCCAGUUCAAUUAUGAAUCUCAAGAACACCACCUUCUGUCAGAUGGUGAGACUAAGACCAAGAUUCAAGAGCUGGCUUCAGAGGAGGAAAUUACUGCAAAACCUAAACCAUUGACUGAAGAGUGUGGAAACCCCAAAGACAACGUUCUCCAGGAUUCUGAAUGCAGAGAAUUCUGUGAAUUGGUAGAUAAAUUAAAUGAAAAGGAUCAGAACCUCUUUAAAAGAAGACAGCAUAGCUGUGAUGAAUGUGGACAAAGCUUUGCUUGGAGUACAGGCCUUAUUAGGCAUCAGAGAACCCAUUGGGAGAAACCCUUUGAAUGUGGUAAGUGUGGAAAGGCAUUUAGUAUGAGCUCAGCCCUAGUUCUGCAUCAGAGAAUUCAUACUGGGGAGAAACUCUAUCCUUGUAAUUGGUGUAUUAAAAGUUUCAGCCGCAGCUCAGACCUUAUUAAACACCAAAGAGUCCACACUGGUGAAAAACCUUAUAAAUGUGAUGAAUGUGGGAAAGCCUUCAGUCAGAGCUCCGAUCUUAUUAUACAUCAGAGGAUCCAUACAGGCGAAAAACCCUAUCAGUGCAGUCAUUGUAGUAAAAGUUUUAGCCAGCGCUCAGACCUGGUUAAACAUCAGAGAAUCCAUACUGGAGAGAAGCCUUAUACAUGUAACCAGUGUAACAAACAUUUUAGUCAGAGUUCUGAUGUUAUAAAACAUCAAAGAAUCCACACUGGUGAGAAACCAUAUAAAUGUGACGUGUGUGGAAAAGCCUUUAGUCAGAGCUCAGAUCUUAUUCUACAUCAGAGAAUUCACACUGGGGAGAAACCAUAUCCAUGUAAUCAAUGUAGCAAAAGUUUCAGUCAGAACUCAGACCUUAUUAAACAUCGAAGGAUCCACACUGGAGAGAAACCUUAUAAAUGUAGUGAGUGUGGGAAAGCUUUUAAUCAGAGCUCAGUCCUUAUUCUGCACCAGAGAAUUCACACUGGAGAGAAACCCUAUCCCUGUAAUCAGUGUAGCAAAAAUUUCAGUAGACUGUCAGAUCUUAUUAAUCAUCAGCGAAUUCACACUGGAGAGAAGCCUUACCCAUGUAACCAGUGCAGUAAAAUGUUUAGUCGAAGAUCAGAUCUUGUUAAACAUCAUAGGAUUCAUACAGGUGAGAAACCCUAUGAAUGUGAUGAAUGUGGGAAAACAUUUAGUCAGAGCUCCAACCUUAUUCUACAUCAGAGAAUCCAUACUGGAGAGAAACCCUAUCCAUGUAGUGAUUGUACUAAAAGUUUUAGUCGUCGUUCAGAUCUUGUUAAACAUCAAAGAAUACACACUGGAGAGAAACCAUAUGCAUGUAAUCAGUGCAAUAAAAGUUUUAGUCAAAGCUCAGACCUCACUAAACAUCAGCGAGUCCACUCUGGGGAAAAGCCCUAUCAUUGUGAUAGUUGUGAGAAAGCCUUCGGUCAGAGUUCUGACCUCAUUCUUCAUCAGAGAAUUCACACUGGAGAGAAACCAUACCCAUGCACACAGUGCAGCAAAAGUUUCAGUCAGAACUCAGACCUUACCAAACACCAAAGAAUCCAUACUGGGGAAAAACCACAUAAAUGUAAUGAGUGUGGAAAGGCCUUCAGUCAGUGCUCAGCUCUUAUCCUACAUCAGAGGAUCCACACUGGGGAGAAACCAUAUCCAUGUGAUCAGUGUGGCAAAAGCUUUAGCCGGCGCUCCGAUCUCAUUAAUCAUCAAAGAAUCUACAUUGGCGAAAAGCCAUAUAAAUGUGAUACAUGUGGGAAAGCCUUCAGCACAUGCACUGAUCUUAUUGAACACCAGAGAAUUCACACCAGGGAGAAACCCCACAGAUGUGUUCAGUGCAGUAGAAAUUUUACCCAGCUCUCUGAUCUUACUGAUCAUGAGAAAGACCAUUCUGCCCAAGAGUAUAAAUGUAAUGAAUGUGGGAAAACCUUUAGUGUAUAGGCCAACUUUAUUCAGUACCAGAGACACUAUACCAGAAAAAAGUCUUAUGAAUGCUAUUGAUUAUGAAAAAGGUUUUAAUCAAUGCUCAAUUGAUUAAAACUCUUGUGCUACAUUAAAAACAAAGUCCAUAUUGGAGAGAAAACAUUAAUUCCAUUUUUAUAAUGAAAUUUUAACUCAGAGCUCAGACAUUACAAACUUAAGAAAAUUUCUGAGAAGGAAUCCUAUGAGUUGUGGGGAAACAUUCAAUGUGCAUAAAAAUUUUAUUAAAUGUCAACAACAAUGGAAAAAAAUUCAUUAUCUGCUAUAAUGUAAGAAAAGCUCUAGUCUUACUCAAAUACGAUCCAAAAGAGUUUUAUCACUGUAAGAAAUAUAUAACAACAUUAAUGCAGAACCUUGUCACGUAUUGUAAAAAUCAGUGUUGUGGGGUGGGCAAUCAGAAUGCAGAAAUAUAUUAGUGCUAUUCACUCGAACUCUUCACUCGAGCCCAAAUUACUUACUGUGUAUCAGAGUAUUUUAGAUAAUGUGGGGAAAAUAUAAAUCCCUUCCAUAUUUUAAUUGGCAUUCACACUGAUAUUACACUUAUCUCCUCACAGCUGGAGAGCUCUACCUUAUGCUAACCCUAAUUAAAUUCCAUGUGUGUGAACAUACUAUGGUAUUUUGGUACUAAAUUUAUUAACUACAUAAUUCCAGUGGCCCAUUUUCUCAGAAUUUUUUUUUCUUGGCCUGGUUUUGGUUUUCAUAGUGAGAAUGAGUUUUCAAGUUCCUGUGAUGGUCACAGAAAAUAUGGAUAUAUUUUGCUCUCAAUAAUGAAACCCAUAAACUUUAGUGGUUUGAAAUCACUUCUCCAAUACUACCAUUUAAUCACAUCUUCUAAAUAUGUGAAACAAUUUUUAAAAAAUGAACUCCAUAUGUCAAAGUGAAGAUUACUAUCUAUCUUGUCACCUAUAGAUUGAACGAUAGCUGAAGUAAUAUCCACAUGACUAAUUUGUAUAGCAUAUUCUGUCUAAAACAUACCUAUUGAUUUUAAGUGGCAACAUUCAUCAGACUCUUUUGAUUUCUGACAUACGUAUUGAUAGUAAGCUAUAUGCAGUUUUCAACUGAAAAAUAGAAAGCUUUUUAAAAAAUAAAAAUUCAAAUUGUCUUUCUGGUUUAGUGUCAUCUGUAAAACAGAAGAUUACUAGGUAUGGUUGUAGUAGUUAUAUUUCUGUAUUUUGCUCUCAAGCUAAUGGAAAGCCAUUAGGGUCUUUGAUCUAGGGAAUGACAUGAUCAUCUCCCUGCUUUAAGAAGAGUCUAAGAUUAAAAGGAGGAAAGAGACUGGCCCGGCCCGGUGGCUCAGGCGGUUAGAGCUCCAUGCUCCUAACUCUGAAGGCUGCCAGUUCGAU
Rhinolophus ferrumequinum (greater horseshoe bat) is the source of this 3912-nucleotide messenger RNA. Its product is annotated as zinc finger protein 271-like. Gene Ontology annotation, biological process: regulation of transcription by RNA polymerase II. Lineage: Eukaryota; Metazoa; Chordata; Mammalia; Chiroptera; Rhinolophidae. Gene Ontology annotation, molecular function: RNA polymerase II cis-regulatory region sequence-specific DNA binding; DNA-binding transcription factor activity, RNA polymerase II-specific. The record is from RefSeq and is a predicted model, not a curated record.